Molecule: messenger RNA, 1129 nt
Organism: Ichthyophthirius multifiliis
Lineage: Eukaryota; Ciliophora; Oligohymenophorea; Hymenostomatida
Exons: 3
Source: RefSeq, a predicted model, not a curated record
AAAUGCCUUCAAAAUAAUAAGUCCAGCUAGAAGCCAGAAAAGAGCAUGCAAGAGAAUUAAGAAAAGCCCAUUUUCAUUUAGGAUUUGAAAAAGGAAUCUAAAAAGAAACUGAAUCUUAAUACUAGGAAGAUUACAAAGCAUAUAAUUUAGAAGCAGCAUAAAAAACUAAAGAUGAAAUGCAGAAACUCCAAAAAGAUUUAAGAUCAAAUCAUUAUAUAUUAGGAACCGAUAAUGACGCAAGUAAAAUAUUUAUUUCAACAGCUGCCUAAUCAUUUUAGUAGCCAAAAAAUCCCCAAAUAUCACAAUUAUCUUUAGAAACAAAAAACGAUUUGCGAAGCCACCAUUUUAAUUUAGGAUAUUCAAAAGAUCCUGAAAUAUCUGAUUAUAAAAUUAACUAUGACCCCAAGUAAAUCAACUUAGAUGUCUUAAAAGAUAAAAAAGAACAAAUAAACAUGCUAAGGAAACACAAUCAUGACUUCGGAGAUAAUAAAGACUAUUACUCAUCCAUUUAUAAUGAGAAUUUUAGUAAAACAUAUGAUCCUUAAUACUUAAAACAAGGUAAAUCCAAGCAAGAAAUUCUCGAAUAAAUAAUCGAACUGAGAAAAACAAACCUUUCAAUGGGAAAUAAUAAUCCUUAAUAUACUUCAGAAGCUAUGGCUGAGUUUAAUGUUAAGCCUUCUGCCUGUAGAGCUUUGAUGGAUUAGAAUUUGAAAAAACUAAUUUCGUUUUAGGGGAUGAUAAGGAUUUAUUUCAUACUAUAUUUAAAGAUAAUUUUAAAGGAGAAUAACUUUCUUAGCACGAUCCUAAUAAAAUAAAAGCUUUGUCAAAAGAUUUAAGAUCUGCACAUUUUACACUUGGAAACGAUCCAAGAGCCUUUCUUUCAGAAGCUCAUAGAAAUUUUGUUUAACCUGGAAAAGAUGUCUUGAAUUAAGCUACUGAUAUGUCUUAUUUAUAUAAAAAUCAUUUUAAUUUAGAAGGAUUUGGAGGUACUGAUCCAACAAAGCAUUAUGUUUCAGACUAUAAAAAUAAUUUUGGAAAAAAAGAACUAGAAAAAAAUGCAAAAAUAAGAGAUGAAAAAGCAGACAGAAAAUCAAAUAUUGUUUUAGGUUCUGAUUAAAUAGAAGAUUAA